Messenger RNA from Amphimedon queenslandica, 483 nucleotides. RefSeq names its product leucine-rich repeat-containing protein 40-like. NCBI's taxonomy places the organism in Eukaryota, Metazoa, Porifera, Demospongiae, Haplosclerida, Niphatidae. The transcript is spliced from 6 exons. The annotation marks the transcript as partial. The record is from RefSeq and is a predicted model, not a curated record. Gene Ontology annotation, cellular component: cytoplasm. Gene Ontology annotation, molecular function: protein binding.
AUGGUAUACUGCAUGGUCCAGUACAAUGAGUUAAGAUGUCUACCUAAUAAUGUGAUCAAACUGGAUAAACUAUCUAAAAUAUUUGCAAGUUAUAAUAAACUACAGUGUUUACCAGUAGACAUUGGCCAAUUGACUAAUUUACAGUAUCUCAAUAUAUCUCACAAUUCACUAACUGUUCUACCACACUCAAUCACUAGUCUCUCCCACCUAGAGGAACUGGAUGUAAGUGGUAAUUCCUUGGGGGCAUUACCUGACGGUCUUGAGAGGUUGACAGUUUUGAGAACUUUUAAUUUAUCGGAGAAUAGAUUGAACAAGAUACCACCUAACCUUGGAGAAAUGAGGAAUUUGACUAAAUUAUCACUAUCUGAAAACAAGUUAAAAGCAUUACCACCUUUAGUUGGGUUGGAAAGGAUUACUGAGAUUGAUUUAAGUCAAAACCAAUUGAAUGAAUUCCCAAUCAUUAGACCAGGAAAGACAUUGAAG